CUGUUGCCUAGCAACAUGGAAAGCAUAUCUUCGAGAGACAGGAAGGAUAAAGAAUGGAUCGUCAAACCGGUUCAAGAUCUAACGGAUCAUCUGUUCUAGUUACAAAUGUAACUAGAGCUUCAAAGAAACAGGAACCAAUGAUACUUACAGCGGUGGCUUUGCAAGAUCAUAUUUUGCAGAACCUUGACCUCCAGGACCUCUCACUAUGCGAUCCAUUCCACGCACAUAAAAGGACGAAGAAGACAAGCCACCGACCUAUCAACAGAAACCUAGUCAAAGCAGUGGUAGAUACUGGAAUUAAAAGGAAGUCUCCUACUAAGCCUAAAGUACCUAAUGAAGAGGAAGAAUAUGUUCUCGAUCCUUUGCCUCCACCCUUAACACUGGCUCAGAAACUUGGCAUUGUUGCGGCACCUGCCAUGCCUCUAACAUCCGAAGAAUGGGGAAAAGUGAAGAAGAGGUCCAUUGAUCAGGGAGACUCAUCUCAACCGUGUGUCAUAUGCAAAGAAGACUUUCAACUCCAAUCCCAGGUGCUGCUGUCAUGCUCCCAUGUGUUCCACAGGGUUUGCCUGCAGGCGUUUGAAAAAUUCACUGGUAAAAAGACAUGUCCGAUGUGUAGAAAGAGCCAGUAUCAGACCCGGGUUAUACAUGAUGGGGCACAUCUUUUCAAGGCAAAAUGUGCCACAAGGAUACAAGCUUGCUGGAGAGGAUACGUUGUCCGAAAAUGGUACAAAAAUUUAAGACCUACAAUUCCUCCAAAAAACACAAUGUUAAGGAAAAAGUUCUUUGAAGAAAAGCUUACAGAAAUCACAGACAGAUUGCUGAGAUCAUUUCAAACAGAUAUUGAUGUUUUUUUCAAUGAAAUCGACAACUCCAUCGCUGUCAGUAGAAAUGUAUUCCUCCAGUUAGAAGACAAGUACAGCCCCGGAAUAAGUGAAGGAGAAUGGGAAAAGAUACAAAUACAGGCCGUUCGACAGGAAAUAUUUGACUGUCCAAUUUGUAUAAUGCCACUGCAUCAUAAAACGGAUUGUAGUCGAAAGGAUGACAUUAUAGACCAGUCCACACGUCCAGUUGUUCUUUUGUCUUGUUCACAUUUGUUUCAUUUUGCUUGUUUACAGGCGUUUGAAGAGUUUACAACUGGCGACAUUCCUAUAUGUCCAUUAUGCAGAUCUUUUUACAAAAAAAAAUUAGUCUCAUCAUAAAUGUUUCUAUGGUUGAAACAAUGACUACGCAGUACUAAUUCUUCCUGUAUGUUUGAUAUCCUUUCAAAUCAGAAGGAUAGAGGUUUAUAAAAAUAUACCGAAACA
Molecule: messenger RNA, 1304 nt
Organism: Pelobates fuscus (common spadefoot toad)
Lineage: Eukaryota; Metazoa; Chordata; Amphibia; Anura; Pelobatidae
Gene: RNF32
Product: ring finger protein 32
Exons: 9
Coding region: 54-1199 (381 amino acids)
Molecular function (GO): protein binding
Source: RefSeq, a predicted model, not a curated record